CGCAAAACACGAUCGUGUGCUGAAUGCCGACGACGACGAAUCCGAUGCGACGGCGAACAAAUCCCUUGUGCCCAGUGUGUCUAUUACCAGGUCCCAGAGCGCUGUCACUAUCCUCAGAGACAGUACCGUCGCGUCACGACAGUAAAAGCUUAUGAAAAUUUAUCAGACGCGUAUAAUACAGUCCACAGAAUUCUUCAGCGCUUGUUUCCCGGACUAGGUAUCCAAUAUCUAGAUACACUGUCCCGCGAGGAACUUAUUAGUCUUAUCUCCCCUCAGCCUAUCACUGAAUCUGCGCAAGCAGAAGCAGGCCAAAUUUCAGAACCGGCAGCGACAGAGAUUUUGUUGAGUUUUGAAGGUUCGCGAACCCGAGAAUUUAUCUGGGACGAGCGUUUUGAUGACGGAAAUCAACAACGCGGAGCCGGGAUCGACGAUGUCAAUGGAAUUACGGCUCUCUUUGAUACGGACAGUGGCCGCUCAUAUCUAGGAAUAUCUUCAGUCCCAGCAAUACUCCAUGUAAUGGCUUACACUUCACCACAUCUUAGUUACGCGAUACAGACGACCAAGAUGGCAGCCAAUCAGGAUCUGACCAACGCACCACUACUUGACCUACCACUACUAUUCUCACAGGGUUCAUGUCCGCCAUCAUGUCGACCGCAGGUAACGAAUGAAACCGCAUUGAUCGACGCAUACUUUCAAUUCCUCCAUCCCGUCCUUCCCAUGGUGGAUGAGGCCGACUUUCGUCAGUGCUAUACUCACGGCGGCAGAACAGACCUUGCUCGUGGUCCAUGGCUAGCAUUGCUGAAUAUGGUUCUUGCGUUUGGCUACAUAUCCUGUAACGAUGACCGUAAAGCUGGGCACUUAUAUUUCUCUCAUCGCGCUUUAGAGCAUAUGGGCGUUUCAUGCUUUGGUGUGGGUCAUUUAUAUAUGCUGCAGGCUCUGAUCCUCUUCGGUGGCUGGUAUUUGCAUUUCCUGAACAAGCCAAAUAUGGCAAAUGCUGUUCUGGGUGCAGCUCAUCGUAUGGCUCUGGCGAUGGGGUUGCAUCGAGAGACCCCGUUGGAUAGAAUGACUUCGGCUAAUAAUCAAUGGAUGGCUGGCGUGCGCACUAGGACUUGGUGGUGUCUUUUUUGUCUCGAUACUUGGUCUGGAACUACUCUUGGCCGUCCGCCAUGUCAUGUUCCGGGUACGGCUGGCUUGAAUGAAGCGUCAGCAUUACGCCGUGGGUUCUUGAAUUACGGUGCUAUCUCGAUGAACGCGAGCGUAACAUUUUCCAUUAUCGCUGCGCGCAUACAGGGACAUAUAGCUAAGACCCCGCUGAUUCCGCCUGCUACUCUGAAACAGUUUGAUAACGAGCUUCUCAACUGGCAUGAAAAUCAUCGCCUUGUAUUCCGGGGAGACUGUGAACCCAAUGGGGAUAUUUCUUUGGCAGCUCUUCUCAUCGAGUACCGAUAUUUGAACACGCGUAUGCUCCUCCACAGACCAUCCUUGCUCGUCCAGUGCGUAAAGGCUGGCAAUGUCGAUAGUGAAAUGACGUCUUUUGCAAAUACCUGCUGCUGUGUCGCCAAAAAGACAGUAGAUACGAUUGCAAAGACCUGGUACCCAAACCAGCUCCUGUCGUGGAAGGCAUCUUGGUUCCUCUUCCAAGCUUGCCUGGUCUUGCUCCUCAGGCUCCUGUCUACUUCAAUCUCCCCUUUUGAAGCAAAGGAGUUAGAGGAUUAUAUUACUCGAUCGAUGGAUUUAUUCACCAAGAUGUAUCCCUGGCGAACCGCACUGAAGCAAGGGCAAGACCUGAUACAA
Bipolaris oryzae ATCC 44560 is the source of this 1794-nucleotide messenger RNA. RefSeq lists its product as uncharacterized. Gene Ontology annotation, molecular function: RNA polymerase II cis-regulatory region sequence-specific DNA binding; zinc ion binding; DNA-binding transcription factor activity, RNA polymerase II-specific. Gene Ontology annotation, cellular component: nucleus. The transcript has 3 exons. Lineage: Eukaryota; Fungi; Ascomycota; Dothideomycetes; Pleosporales; Pleosporaceae. The annotation marks the transcript as partial. The record is from RefSeq and is a predicted model, not a curated record. Gene Ontology annotation, biological process: positive regulation of transcription from RNA polymerase II promoter by galactose; DNA-templated transcription.